Messenger RNA from Branchiostoma floridae (Florida lancelet), 3084 nucleotides. Its product is annotated as protocadherin Fat 4-like. Gene Ontology annotation, biological process: homophilic cell-cell adhesion. The coding region runs from base 1 to 2154 and encodes 717 amino acids. Gene Ontology annotation, molecular function: calcium ion binding. NCBI's taxonomy places the organism in Eukaryota, Metazoa, Chordata, Leptocardii, Amphioxiformes, Branchiostomatidae. The record is from RefSeq and is a predicted model, not a curated record. The transcript has 7 exons. Gene Ontology annotation, cellular component: plasma membrane.
AUGGACAAUGGUCAUCCAAGUAGAACUGACAGUGUCCGACUGACGAUUGAAGUAACAGACGUCAACGACAACGCACCCAUAUUUGACCGUGACGACUAUAACAGUUCAACUCAUCGUGGCUUGCCAACAACGGAAGUUUUGGUCACCGUCAGCGCCAAUGACCGAGAUUCUGGCGUUAAUGCACAGAUAAUGUACAGCAUAACAGGACAGUAUGGCAUAAAACCCAUAAGAGCCACGAUUGGUGAAACGCUAUUCAACAUAAACAGCUCUACUGGGGAGAUCGGGGUCACAACUCACUUCUUGUACGACGAUACUCAGCAAUACGAACUGAUCGUCACUGCUACAGACAUGGGAGAACCUCCACUGAGCAACACUACAACGGUUGUUAUCGACGUUGCCAACACUAAUUUCUUCGCGCCAGAAUUCCUGAAUACUCCAGUAUAUCGCACAAUGGAUGAAGACACAGGAACGGUGUGGAAUUCUCGACCAAGAGAAGUGGCAAAAAUAAAGGCGACGGACAACGAUACCGAGGCUGAAGGACAAGUCAUAUUUUUGCUUCCGAGCAAUGAUAACAUUUCAGAUUUGUUCAGGGUAACUACCACGAAGGAAGUCUCCGACGUUAACCAAGAUAUUUUUGUCGGGAGGAUUGUGACCAACGCCCCCCUCGACCGCGAGGCACACAUCUCUGGACUGAACCUGACUGUACUGGCAGUAGACCAGGGAGCAACACCAAAGACAAGCACAGCCUUGAUUCACAUCACCUUAAACGACGUGAACGACAACCCUCCAACUCUGAUUGUCCCAACUGAACUGGUACCAAUUCCACAGUCGUCGCAAGUUGGCACCCCGGUGUUUAAAGUGCAAGUUGAUGAUCCUGACAUUGUCAAUGAGUUUUCCUUUGAGACCAUCCCCUCCAACCACGAAUACUUCUCCAUCAUCGAAACUACCGGACUUAUCUUUACUAUCAAGGACUUUCCCGAACAGCGUGAGCAUACUCUCUUCAUCAUAGUUAACGACGGCAGUGGAAAAACUGACUAUGGUGCCAUAUCUAUUUUCGUUGGAAAUCCGAAUCUCCAUGCUCCAGUAUUCAGCCAACUAUUGUACCGAACGACUGUCCAACAGGACUUACAAGUAGGCACCAAUCUGACAGACCUCAACAUCUUCGCGUGUGACAUGGAUUGUCCGGACUCUUGCAACGUUUCCUUGUCUGCAAACUGUACAACAAAUGAAGGCAGACUGACAUACGGUAUCGCAACAGGGAAUGCAAGAGACAUCUUUGUAAUUGAUCCCCACACGGGACUCAUCAGUACAAAGUGGCCACUAGAAAGCUUAAGUUUGAUACCCAACUACAUUUUGGUUGUCAUCGCAACUGACCAAUCAGAAAACUCACGUACUGGGUCAGCAACGGUCUGGGUUGAUGUUGUGCAUUUGGGGACCACCUCUGUUGCGCCAACUGCGUUUCCAAGUGAUACAAAAAAGUUGGAGACUGACUUGGAUAACCACCGCUAUGCCCUUUUUGGAGUUUCCGGAUUUGCUGGGUUGUUGCUUAUGAUAACCCUUGGGCUACUUGUGAAAUUGGUAUCAGCUAAUCGUCGUGUGAAGCAGAUGUCUACAGCGCACCUGACGACUCCAGCCUUUACUGCACCUCAGUACGACUACGUACCAGGGAUGACGGACUACGCGUACGCCGAGGGAACUGGUACGGAUGAUGAAUCGCCCGCACCGCCACCGGUGGCGAACCGUCCGCCGCUGACGCUCAACAACGAGGAGCGUAGAGCACAGGCAACGGACCGUAGUCAUAAUGUAGCGAUGGAGAUGCGCUCCAGGAUGCGGCCAGAACUACAGCGACAGAACCGACUCGAAGUUCGAACAGCGGAUGAUCGCUCGAGAAACAGCAUCUACAGAGAGCAGAAAUAUGAUUAUCUACAGCUCAACACACGAGAUACUUCCAAUACUGCUUCGCCAACAGCUGAAACCGCUGAAGCUGAUAAGUAUGGGUACCUGAAGCCUGCCAAUCAGGCACGUCAAAACAACCAGCGAGGACAGCCCAACAACCCUUAUCAAAAUGACAAAAUGAACAGGCGAAGUCAAGUGUACACUAAAGACAUCCCAGCACCUGAUUACGAUGUGCUGCCAACGGAGACACGGAUAUAAACGAUAAAACGUUUCUUUUGAUAGAUGGUAUGUUUGGCAAAGUAUCAAAAUCUGUUUGUAAAUUAGUCACAUUUCCUAGUCAUCUCCUCCAAUCCUUUUAUACAAUACACUAACCCUUCAUGCUUGUGGCUCUUGCCGUCCUGUCGUUUCCGACAAGACCACAAGAUCACAUUUCCUAGCCGUUACAUCACAUCACUUCAUACAGCACACUGAUCCGUCAAAUCCAAAAUAGCACCACCCUUCCCGCCGUACACAGCAAAACAGAAUGGCGGCGCCCACAUAUGCCAGCAAAAACAAUACAGGUUCUGCUAUCGCAAACCUGUAACUAAUAGUGAUUACCACUACAUGUAUUUUUUAUUCUAUUUUCUGGGAUAUCGUUGUGUGCGUUUGUGUGUGCUUGAGUUUAUGUACUAGAUGUCGUCUAAGCUUUGUUAUGUUUUGAAGUUCAUGCCCCAGGGUUUUUAGGAAUUGAAAAAUAGUAUAACUGUAAAUAGGACAAGAAUAGACAGCAUGUGUUUAACAAGAAAAAAAGAAAUAAAAAAAUGCGUUUGUGACAGUGUCUAUUUUGUGUUUAACAAAAAUAUGCAAGAUAAUAGAGCUUGUAGCACUAUCUAUCUUAUGUUUAAGAUUUAAAACCAAAUUUUAUACAAAAAUAUUUUUUCAGUGGCGUAUCUUGUAGUGUAAAAUUGCAAAGCAUAUUUUCACUUCAUAUGAUAUCAUAUGAUAUUAUGAUCGUAAAGCAAUCAACUUGAAAGCUACGCAAAUUAAGCAAAUAUGAAUAUGUAAUUAGGCUCUAUAUGGAUAUACAUUAGUCUGUAUUGUUUGUUUAAAUCCUUUUUGUAUGUCUGUGCUCCUGAUUUUUGGAUACUAUUAUCAUAUUAUAGAUCUAACUAAUUAAACGGCAAAUGAUAUAUCAUUUAAACUGUACAU